Molecule: messenger RNA, 1433 nt
Organism: Danio rerio (zebrafish)
Lineage: Eukaryota; Metazoa; Chordata; Actinopteri; Cypriniformes; Danionidae
Source: RefSeq, a predicted model, not a curated record
ACAGCCUGCAUGUGCAAAUGACGCAAUUGAGUCAACCACGUGUGUAAAUUCCAUGAGAGAUGAAAAUUUGUGUUUGUUGUCAAGCUAGUAUAAUCGUGUGGAUUUGCUAGUCUACAUGUUAUUAGUAACGUUAAAUGGCGCUAUGAGGCAGAGACUCUUCCACCUUUUGUGGAAACAAAACUGGGGGACCAGAAUGAGUUCUACGUCGAGGAUUAUGCGACCUGAUGAUGCCAACAUUGUUGGUAAUGUUCAUGGAGGGACUAUUUUGAAAAUGAUUGAGGAAGCCGGAUGCAUCAUUGGCACACGCCACUGCAAUACUCAAUCUGGGGAUCGCUGCCUAGCGGCUUUGGCCCGCGUGGAGCGGACAGACUUCCUGCACCCAAUGUUCAUCGGCGAAGUAGCCCAUGUCAGUGCUGAGAUUACCUAUACCUCCAAACACUCGGUUGAGGUGCAGGUCAAUGUUCUCGCAGAGAACAUAGUCACAGGUGCCAAAAAAGUGACCAACAAGGCAACGCUAUGGUAUGUUCCAAUUUCUCUUCAAAAUGUGGACAAAAUCAUUGAAGUUCCUCCUAUUGAGUACUCCAGCCCGGAACGGGAGGAAGCAGGUAAAAAGAGAUACGAGGCUCAGAAAUUAGAGCGAUUAGAGGACAAAGUGAGGAACGGUGAGAUCAUCAUGUCUGUCUCUCUUCCAGAUAGACAGACCAAAGAGCCCUUCACUGUUGUUUGUAGUCAGUCGAGUCUGAUUCACCUCGUCGGCCCGUCUGACUGCACCCUGCAUGGCUUUGUACAUGGAGGUGUGACGAUGAAGCUCAUGGACGAGGUUGCAGGGAUUGUUGCUGCCCGUCAUUGCAAGACCAACAUUGUGACGGCAUCUGUGGACGCCAUUAACUUUCAUCGCAAGAUCAAGAAAGGCUGUGUCAUUACUGUUUCCGGGCGAAUGACCUUCACCAGUAAUAAGUCAAUGGAGAUUGAAGUUUUUGUGGAUGCUGACCCACUGGUGGAAGCUGAGAAAGGGAAAUAUAGGGCGGUCACAGCCUUUUUCACUUACAUUUCCCUGGACAAAGAAAACAAGCCCCUUCCAGUGCCUCCUCUGAAGUUGGAGGGUGAAGAGGAACAGAAGCGGUUUGAAGAAGGGAAAGCGCGCUACCUGCAGAACAAGGCAAAGAGACUCGCAGAUAAGGAGCGUCAACAAUGACUUUUACCUCACAAACACCACACUGUGUUGUAGAAGAAAAUUCUAGAAUAAUAGAGCCGCAACGUUCAACAUACUGUAUUAAGAACCUCUGUUUUCACACAAAUGUAGCUCACUGAAUAGGAAAUAUAUAAAAUCGAAAUCAGAAUUAUUAGCCCCCCUUUGAAUUUUUUAUUCUUUUUUUUAAAUAUUUCCCAAAUGAUGUUUAACAGAGCAAGGAUAUUUUAACAGUAUGUCUGAU